CUAGUGAUGUAAAUGAUGUCCGAGGCUCCUCGUGAACUCCUCACAGUCACCUCGAGAGUUCAUCCCCGUUACUCACCGAGCCUCACCCGUUACAGUGAACGCACACACACACAUGUGGAGUUUCUAAUGGCUCUCGUGCGCAGUGUUGGGCUUCUGGCUCUGCUGGUGUCGGUCCGGUGUCUGAGCCGGGAGCAGCUCUUCGAUUACGGGAUCAGGUUCGGCGAUAAGACUCUGGAUUCUGCAUCCGAUUCGGUUCGAGAGCUCGAGCUGGAGCAAACGCUCUUCUUCUUCAAAGGAAAGUUCGAUAAAGUUUACGUCAACACCAAUGGCUUCAUCUCGCUGAGUAACCCGACAGAUGAGUCUGAGUACCUGGGGAAGAUGCCGGCCAGUUUUGGUAUGAUUGCAGCCUUCCUGGGAGAUCUGGACACCACCGAUGGGGCCGGUUACGUCUAUUUCCGCCAGGAUAAAAGCCCUGAUGUGCUCCAGAGAGCUGCGGAGCACAUCAGGCAAGCGUUUCCUUCUGACGAAGAGAUCGAUCCCACUCACGCCAUCAUCGUCACCUGGGAGAACGUGGCACCUCAAGGUGAACGAGGACCAGGAGGUGAAUAUAUGAGAAAUACUUUCCAGCUAGUUGUAGCAAACAUGGAGUCUGCGUCGUAUGCCAUCCUGCUGUUUCCAGAGGAGAGCAUGCAGUUUAGCUCCACUCUCAUUGAUGAUGAAGAUCAGCUGGUUGAGGUGGGAUUCAAUGAAGGGAAGGUCCAGGGAUGGUUCGGGUGGGGGUCCACUCAAGGAGCUUACUAUCGCAUCACCGGACACAGCGAGGACUCGAUAAGCGCUCUCGCACAGGAGACAAACUCGGGCCGGCCUGGCGUUUGGGUCUACGAGAUCGGCACAUCUCCGUUAUUCACCUCCAUCACGCCCGGAGUGGUCACGGAGGUCACAGAGGUCACAGGGGUCACGGAGGUCACAGGGGUCACGGAGGUCACAGAGGUCACGUCUGAGGAGACUGUGGUGCACUCUCUGGUCCCGGAGCCGUCAGUCCCGUGGAUUCGACACCAUGAGGAUCUUCUGACCUCUGAAGCGCCGUAUGAACCUCUCUCCACCAGUCCAGAGCCGUUCGGAGAGUCGUCCACCCCUGACGAGCCUCAGCAUCGUUAUCGUUACAUUCAGCCUCAGCAGCCACAGAACCCACAGGUGCUGAUCAUCGAUGAAGACGAGCUGAACGUCGACGUGUUUUCUUAUAAUUACGAGACGUGCUCCAGCAACAAGCACAAGUGCUCUGUGUUUGCCGACUGCAGAGAUUACGCUGAUGGAUACUGCUGUCACUGCAAACCUGGUUAUUACGGCAACGGCAAGGAUUGCAUCGCCGAGGGCAAGCCUCAGAGGAUGAACGGGAAGGUCAGUGGCAGGAUCUACGUGGGUGAUUCUCCAUCUCCUGUGGAGUUUUCUAACAACGACCUGCACUCGUAUGUGGUGACUAACGACGGUCGAGCGUAUAUCGCCAUCAGCAGCAUCCCGUCCAGCAUCGGUCCAUCUCUGCAGCCGCUGCCAGCUCUGGGUGAAGCCAUCGGAUGGGCCUUCGCUCUGCAGCAGCCCGACUACCACAACGGCUUCAGCAUCAUCGGAGGGGUUUUCACACGGCAGGCCGAGGUGGUCUUCCAGCCCGGGAACGAGCGGCUGACCAUCAGACAGGAGUUCAGUGGCAUCGAUGAACACGAUCACCUGAUGAUCAGCACUGAACUGGACGGCAGGAUCCCAGAGGUUCCUCGAGGAGCCACGGUCCAGAUCCAGCCCUACAGAGAGAUCUACCAGUACUCCAGCAACCUGAUCACGUCCUCGUCGCGGCGGGAGUUUACCGUUAGCAUGCCCGACGGUAGCGUUCACACACACAGCUACUUGUGGACGCAGAACAUCAAGUUCCAGAGCUGUCCGCACGAGGAGGUCGUGAGCGCCGUGCCGGCGAGCCAACAGCUCAGCGUCGACCAGAUCUUCGUCAUGUACGACUCCGGCAACCAGCUGAUCCGCUUCGCCAUGAGCAACAAGAUCGGCUCCAUCCACAGUGGGAUCCCGGAGCAGAAUCCCUGUUUCACCGGGAGACACGGCUGUGACACUAACGCCGUCUGUCGUCCCGCUCCAGGAAAAGACUUCAGCUGUGAAUGUGCGGCUGGAUUCACCGGAGACGGACGGGUUUGUUACGAUGUGGAUGAGUGCUCAGAAAGCCCUCAGAUCUGCGGUGCGUUCAGCGUCUGCAGUAAUCAGCCCGGAUCUUUCCGCUGUGAGUGUGUGGAGGGCUUCAGGUUCUCCAGCGAUGGACGCACCUGCGUCGAGACGGAGCGUCCCGUGAAUCACUGUCAGAGAGGAACACACACCUGCGACGCUCCUGAACGCUCCCGAUGCAUCUACACCGGAGACUCGUCUUACAUCUGCUCGUGUGUGCCGGGCUUCUCCGGAGACGGACGCGUGUGUCAGGAUAUCGAUGAGUGCCAGCCGGGCCGUUGCCAUAGCGAUGCCAUCUGCCACAACACCCCGGGAUCCUUCACCUGUCUGUGCCGGCCUGGUUUCCACGGCGACGGCCUCAGCUGCACACCUGUGUCCGAAGGUGAUAAGACGGCGUGUGAGCGUCACAGAGAAGCAGCGCAGGCCUCGAGGGGAGACUUGUUUCGUCCGCGUCCAGCUGUGGGUCAGUUUGUGCCCAGCUGUGAUGCUCACGGUGCUUACGACCCCCUGCAGUGUCACUCCAGCAGCGGUCAGUGUUGGUGUGUGGACUCGUCCGGACGAGAGAUCCCAGGAUCCAGAGCUCAGUCCGGCAGCAGACCCAUGUGUAUUGAUCACAGUGUGGCUCCGCCCCUCAUUGGCCCCACCCCCAGAACUGACAUCAGUCCUCUGACUCCUGGAGCGAACCUCUUAUUCAGCCAAAGCGGUAAGAUCGAUCACAUCCCGCUGGACGCCAGCCGGAUGAUGAAAGACGAGGCUAAGACUGUUCUGCACGUACCUGGUAAAGUUGUGAUCGCAGUGGCGUUCGACUGUGUGGAGCAGAUGAUCUACUGGACUGACAUCACACAACCCUCCAUCAGCAGAGCCACACUACAGGGAGGAGAGACCUCCGUCCUCAUCAGCAGAGAUCUGGGCAGUCCUGAGGGAAUCGCCAUCGAUCACAUGUCCAGAAACAUGUACUGGACCGACUCCAUACUGGACCGCCUCGAGGUGUCCCGACUGGACGGGAGUCAGAGGCGUGUCCUCUUCGACGAUGACCUCAUCAACCCGCGCCCGAUCGUCGCUGACCCCGCCCACGGAUACCUGUACUGGGCCGACUGGAACCGCGACGGGCCCAAGAUCGAGCGCUCCGGUUUGGACGGGAGCGACAGGACGGUGCUGGUGCAGGAUGGGCUGGGGCUGCCCAACGCUCUGACCUUUGACCCCCAGAGCAGGCGGCUCUGCUGGGCGGACGCAGGAACUCGUAAGGUGGAGUGUAUCGAUCCGUUCUCUCGUCUCAGGACGAAACUGACCGAAGGGAUUCAGUAUCCGUUCGCCAUCGUCUCUUACGGCAGAAACCUCUACUACACCGACUGGAGGAGGGAAGCAGUGGUUGCUAUGGACCGUCAUAAUGGGAUGGAGGUGGAGGAGUUUCUUCCUCAGAGACGUUCACGUAUAUACGGCAUCGCUAUCACUUACCCACAAUGCCCUGCAGGUGUGAACUAUUGCUCUCGAGAGAACGGAGGCUGCUCUCAUCUCUGUCUGCCGCGGCCGGCUGGAUUCACCUGCCGCUGUCCUGACGCCGGAGACGGCUCGUGUGUCGAGCACCACCAGAAUUUCUGAGGUUACGAGAGACUCAGAGACACUCAGAACCGAGGAGGGAAUGAUUUGUGUUCCUUAGGGCUCGGGUCGAGACAAUCAAUACAGUAGGGAUGCACUCGAUAUAUUCAUAUCGCAUCUAUCAGUGUUCUUCGUCAUUGUUUUAGUCCCAUGAGGCUGAUAAUAGACACAGACAAAAUCAGGGAUUCACUUUUCUCAAAGUCUUUUACGAAAGUACUGCACAGUUCCAUAUGGAGGCUUGUUUUCGUCACAGAUUAGAAAACUAGGACGGUAAAGUUUACAAUACAGACUUUUUUUAAAUCAGAAUUCAGAGUUUACUUUUCACAGGUUUUUUAUUUGCAAUUCUGACUUUUUUAUCGCAAUUCUGAGUAAGAUUUUCGGAGUUCUGACUUUUUAUCAGAAUUCUUAGUCUACUUUUACAAUUAUGACUUUUUUAUUGCAAUUCUGAGUUUACUUUCCGCAAUUAUUUCGAUUACAAUUCUGAGUGUAAUUUUGACAAUUCUGGCUUUUUUAUAUCAUAAUUCGGAGUUAACUUUUUGCAAUUCUGACUUUUUUUCACAAUUCUUAGUCUACUUUUCCAAUUCUGACUUUUAUCGCAAUUCGGAGUUUAUUUUUCACAAUCCUGACCUUUUUAUUGGAAUUCUUAGUUUAAUUUUCACAAUUAU
Molecule: messenger RNA, 4478 nt
Organism: Carassius carassius (crucian carp)
Lineage: Eukaryota; Metazoa; Chordata; Actinopteri; Cypriniformes; Cyprinidae
Product: nidogen-1-like
Exons: 20
Coding region: 13-3816 (1267 amino acids)
Biological process (GO): cell-matrix adhesion
Molecular function (GO): calcium ion binding
Source: RefSeq, a predicted model, not a curated record